This is a messenger RNA of Leucoraja erinaceus (little skate), 5240 nucleotides long. It is a transcript of the gene il20rb, whose product is annotated as cytokine receptor family member B16. Bases 109 to 1203 code for a protein of 364 amino acids. Lineage: Eukaryota; Metazoa; Chordata; Chondrichthyes; Rajiformes; Rajidae. The transcript is spliced from 7 exons. The record is from RefSeq and is a predicted model, not a curated record. Gene Ontology annotation, molecular function: interleukin-20 binding.
AGAGGGAGAGAGGGAGAGAGAGAGAGAGAGAGAGAGAGAGACAGACAGACAGACAGAGAGAGAGACAGAGAGAGAGAGAGAGAGAGAGAGAGAGAGAACAAGAAGAAAAUGCAGGCCAAAAGGAAAGAGCACGAAUCGAAAUGGUUUUUAAAUGUUAUGGGACACGUCAUGUUCACAUCAGUCUUUCUGGUUUCAACAUCAGGGAGAGGCCUUGAAGAAUUGCCAAAGCCCGAGAAUGUAUCUGUGAAUUCGACCAACAUGAGGCACAUCCUGAGGUGGAGUUCUGUGAGAGUGCCGCUGGGAGAGGUCAGCUACUCAGUGCAGUUUCAAGGAGAGUUUGAACGAAAUCACAGGAAGACCUGGGUGGCAAUCACAGAGUGCUCCAGCAUCAGGGAAACAUGGUGUGACGUCACGGCAGAUAUAUCGUCAGAUGUUGGCUAUGAUCUGAAGGUUCGGACAGAACUUGGAAAUGUCACUUCCGAGUGGCAAAAUCUCAGUAAACUCUUCAAUCGGAAAGAGACCAAUCUGACAGCACCGACAUUGACUGCUGGAGUGACGGGUGGUCGGGUUACACUGAAUGUCAGUGAAAUAAAGAAGAACAUCAAUGCUAAUAUUUAUUACUGGAAGGAAGGAGUGGAGCAGCAGGUUAUGAAUGUUUCCUUAGACCAAACUCAGGUACCUUACUACCUCUCUGUGGAAAAGGAGGUAACUUACUGUUUUCAAGCACAACUCUACAUCUUAGAAUACAACAAGUUCAGCUCCUUCAGUAACAUCAUGUGUGAGACGGUCAGUGAUGAUACCACGUCCAAAGGCAACUCGGUGAUAAUCGCCACAGCGUUACUUCUUGGAGUGUGUUUUCUAGCCGCCUCACUGUUUUGCAUAGGGAGAUUCUGUUGUAGGACUCGGCCUGUAUGGUUUCCCAAAAUUUCAGCCCCUUAUGUUUCAAAUUUUGAAAACCUUCGAGGGGACGUCCUGAAAGAAGACUACAGCCAGGAAAGUUGUGAUACUGUCGAGGUCUGGCAUCAGUCGGAGACUUUGCUCAGUGCACAUGAAUCACUGACUGCACGGGAAAGGGUAAACAGUAAAGAGGGCAGGCCAAUGAACUAUGUUGCAUAUGGAGAAGUUUGUCAAUCCCAAAGGUCAAUGCCGAUUAGAUAUCAGAAAGGAUACCGAUCUCAAAUGAAUUUUGGACAGACUGAUUAAACCAUGAGGAAAUUACACUGCAGAUGCCUUGCAGGGCCUUUUAUAAGAUGAUCAACAGGACAUCACUAUGCACAACUGGCUAAAUUGGAUCUCGAGCUGCUAAGGAUUUCUACUCCUGACAUACAAAUAUCUCCAAAGAUAGAUACAAAGUUUUGGAGUAACUGAGUGGGUCAGGCAGCCUCCCUAGAGAAAAGGAAUAGUUGACGUUUUGGGUCGAGACCCUUAAUCGGAUUGAAAUAUCUCCACAGGGUAUGAUACACUGACAGAAAAUAGACAAUAGGGGUAGGAGUAGGCCAUUUGGCCCUUCGAGCAAGCACCACCAUUCAAUGUGAUAAUUGCUGAUCAUCCCCAAUCAGUACCCCAUUCCUGCCUUCUCCUCAUAUCCCCUGACUCCACUAUCUUUAAGAGCCCUAUCGAGCUCUUUCUUGAAAGUAUCUAGAGGACAGGCCUCCACUGCCCUCUGAGGCAGAGAAUUCCACAGACUCACAACUCUCUGUGUGAAAAUAUUUUUUCUCAUCUCUGUUCUAAAUGGAUUACCUCUUAUUCUUAAACUGUGGCCCCUGGUUCUGGACUCAGGGACAUGUUUCCUGCUUCUAGCAAGUCCAAACCCUUAAUAAUCUUAUAUGUUUCAAUAAGGUGCCCUCUCAUCCUUCUAAAUUCCAAAGUAUACAAGCCCAGCCAUUCCAUUCUCUCAGCAUAUGACAGUCCCGCCAUCCUGGGAAUUAACCUUGUAAACAUACGCUGCAUUCCCUCAAUAGCAAGAAAGUCCUUCUUCAAAUUAGGGCACCAAAACAGCACACAAUAAUCUUCUCUUGACUCUCUCCAUCCACCGUUCAACUUGAGCCUGAUGUUUAUGCUUACGUAAGUCCGUCAUUACUGGACUUACAUGUUGGAUGGGGUGCACUGAUUUUGUUUCAGAGUAAAAAAAGUGAUAGAAAUUCUUCCGCACAACAUCUUGACAUCAAAAUCAUUUGGGGGAUAUUGGGAACACUGAGACUUGGAAGAAUCACGCUGUAAGAAAUAGAUUUGAUAUGUGGGGCUAUUCGCUGGGCCUUAUGUACUUUGUAUCUCAGGAAGUGGUUCGCUCUUCAUAGGUACCCUGAUAUGCAAGUAAACACCCUACACACAUACUAUCUGAAUCUUAUCCAAUUAAAUUUAGCCCAAUGAGCCACCUUUGUGCAAUAGUUGGGCUUCUAUGGCUUGUUAUUACCUCAUCUAAAGAGUCUACAGUUUUUUAAAUGAUGCUCCCAGGGACAGGGCAUUCAGAUGCUUGAAGCCUUAUGUUACCUAAUUAGAUCAUGUUUGAUCUGUAUCUUAUCUCCAUACACCCACCUUCUCCAUCUACAGUAUGUCUGUCUUAAUAACUUUAUGUAACAAAUCAGUCCAUUUUGAAGCUUACCAUGCUUUGCCUGAAUGAUUUCUUCAUUGUUGGGUAACAAAGGGUAGCAAACGGUGGUGGGGCAGGGAGAGUGGGAACCAUUCUACAAUUCCACAGCCUAUCUGUCAAGAAGCACUUCUGUCAUCACCCCAAUGCAAUUGGGCUAUUUUAAGGUUAACAUUAUGUAUUGUUCCAUGUUCCUCAACUAGUGUAAUAAUUUCUACUUAUUAUUCCUUCAAUCAUCUUGCACACGUGCAUUAGAUCACCUCAGACUGAAGGAAAUACAAGCUCAAUCAGUGUCUCCCUCACCUAAUGUAGCUCUGUUAGAUUGCAUUGGGUUUAUGGUAUUUCCCCAACCAAUCCAGCUUGGUAUUAAUGUUUGGCUCAAGCCUCCUCCAAUUUUCUUUUGUCUACAUGUAGCGGUGCUGUGCUCUGGUUUCUUCUCCCUCUUGUACUUACCUAACCUUACCUUGAACACAUGGAUACCAUUCACUGUAACCAUUCCCUGGGGCAGCGACUUCACAAUCUCGCCAUUCUUUGUGUUAAGAAGUUUCUUCCAAAUUUCCUUUUGAAUUUUCUGCUCCCUUCUUUCUCCAGUGGUAGCAAGUGAGACAACAGCCUUGUACAAUCAGAGGAUACAAGAAGAUGGGGCCAUCUGUGGUAUAAUAGGACCCAAUACCAUGACAAGCAAACAGUAAAACUCUAUGAAGUGAUUGAAGGACUCUAAAGCAAAGUCACCUUGAUCAGGUCUCGUGCAUUUCUUGGUUCCUAUGUCAGUGAAGUAACCUGACUUGUAAUCAACAAACAAACUUUGCAACAUUGAACUUAACACGAGCAAGUAUUUUCUUGUCUGAACAUUCCCACAAUGAAAACGCCUGGGCACUCAGUUCAACUUCUAAUGUGCAUUGACAAUGUUAUACAUAAUAAGAUGCCAUGGGACACCUGAAGGGAGAUAGAAAAACUAUCCAAGAGAUGGUUCUUCACCUCACAAAUCAUCAAAAUGAUUCAUGUCCUUGCAUCCAAUUCACAAGUUUCUGCAAAAAAUAGUAUCUGCCUUUACUUAAAAACACCCCCUGAUAUUUUCUACAACUGGUUAGGUUUGUAACCUUCUGACUACCUUGGAGUCCUCAUCACCUCAUGAUAUUUUGCAUCCAAAGGGCUCCCAAAGUCCAACUUUGAUCGACACAUCUGCCAUUUUCCAAAUGAUACUUCCCCGAAUAGGACAUUCAGAUGCUAAAGCAUUUUCUAUUAUCUAGUUAGAUUAUCUUUGAUCUGUAUCUUAGCUCUGGGAUCAAAAGUUCAAAAAGUAUUCUUUUUACGGUUACUUGAAUUUCGUAUUUAUUAAUUAAACCAUUUAAAAUGAAUACUGAAAAAAAUAAAAAUACAAUUUCAGUCCGAAGAAGUGUUUCGACCAAAAGAGUCACCUACCCACGUCUUCCAGCAAUGCUUUCUUGGCGCGCUGAGUUACCCCAGCACUUUGUGUUUUGCUCAGUUGCUUUGCUUACCGGAUUAAUUAAGUUAGGUGAAGGACUGAGCUAGACAAGCCAACUACUACUGGACUAAAGCUGAGGAGUCGGUUACAAUGUUUACGGACUUGACCCUAGUCAGCACUACCUCUGAUUUUACGUUAUUAUUUAUCUGUUGUUAUUUAUUAUUUUUAGGUCCCAGCUCCUAGAGCACUGUUUGUAGUCAGUGGAGUUGAUGGAAUUCCUGAUUCUAUUUGCUGACUGACAUAAAUCUUGCAAGUAGUUUUCAUAAAGGUCUUGAUGUUGGUUGUUCCAUCUUGUUUAGAAAAUGCAAUUGAAUAAAAUAUUAAAUGUUGCUCUGACAUUUUAGACAGUCAAUAUUGGAUAUACAAACAGAAUUAAAGAAACUAAAUCCAUUAAAGAUAACAUUGACUGUGCGUUUACAAUGUAAAUUGUUUUCACCACAUAAUUUGUAUGUUUUACAGAUGUACUGUAUAUUUAUUCUGUUGUGCUUGUGCUGAGAUCCUGAUUCAUGUUGGGCUAUCGUGAUCUCCAGGAAGUCUAGUUUCUGCACUAAGUAACCAAGAUAAGAUGAGAUAUAUAUAUAGAUAGAGUAUAUAUAUAUAUCAUUUAAUAUAUAAAGAUCUUUUGGCCUCCUCGAAUAUGCUCAGCCACUGAUUCAUGACAGUUCUCUUGGUGAAGGAAGUUCUGAUCUCUAAUCUAAGUGACCAACUCAUUACUUUGGAUUCCUGGUUACUUAUAAUGAAACAGUAAGAGGUAAUAUUGCCUAUCAAGUCUUUUGCAGACUCUGAGUCGAGCAAUUCCAUUGCCCCUCUCCUUGGGCAACUAUUGUUCUUUCUCACAAACUCAUUAACUCUUGGAUUCUUUUGCCACUUACAAUGAGGAAGAAUUUGUAGUGGCCAAUUAACCUGCCAGCGUGUAUUUGGGAUGUGGGAGGAAACUGGGGGACGUCUAGAGGAAACACAGUUGCAGGGAGAAUGUACAAUGUCCAUGUAGACAGGUUAGGAUUGAACUUGGGUCUCAGGAGCUGCUCCUUUUUUUUAAUCAGAACUAUGUGUAGUUUUGGCCGCCCAGUUAUAGGAAAGAUGUCAUUAAUUUGGAAAAGGUGCAGAAGAGAUUUGCUAGUAGUUUUUGGUUUGGAGCAGUGGAGACUCAUAUCUGGAAGGAUAUGC